Triticum dicoccoides is the source of this 835-nucleotide messenger RNA. Its product is annotated as thioredoxin 1-like. The record is from RefSeq and is a predicted model, not a curated record. Gene Ontology annotation, cellular component: cytoplasm. Lineage: Eukaryota; Viridiplantae; Streptophyta; Magnoliopsida; Poales; Poaceae. The transcript is spliced from 2 exons. The coding region runs from base 44 to 571 and encodes 175 amino acids. Gene Ontology annotation, molecular function: protein-disulfide reductase activity.
CCUUCCAGAACCUUCCCUCCUCCCCUCCCCUUCGAUAUCCCCCAUGCCGGCGGCGACGGCGAUAUCGCCCUCUCAGGGAGCCUCCGCCGCCCGGCGCCCGACCAACCCCCUCCACCGCGCCGCCUCCUCCCCCUCCCCCUCCUGCUUCAAGCCCCCGCAGCCGAGGCGGCGGCCGCUGCCCCGAGGCGCCGCCUCCGCCUCCGCCGGACUCCCCGCCGCCCGCUGCAAGGCCGCCGGGCCCUCCGCCGCCGACCACGUGGGCGAUGUGGAGGAGCAGACAUGGGACGAGGUCGUCCUGGGGUGUGAGACAGCGGUGCUGGUCGCGUUCUGGGCGCCAUGGUGCGGCCCCUGCCGCCUGAUGCACCCCAUCAUCGCAGACCUGGCCAAGGCCUAUGCCGGCAAGCUGAGAUGUCUGAGGGUGAACACGGACGAGAACCAGGAGGUGGCCUCGAGGUAUGGCAUCAGGAGCAUCCCCACCAUCCUCAUCUUCAAGGACGGCGAGAGAAAGGAAACAGUUAUCGGUGCCAUUGCAGACACGGCAUUGGCCGCCACAGUCGACAGGUUCUUGUGAGCCUACAGUGGCAUGCUGUAACAUAGUACAUGCUGAUCCGAGUGAACAGAUUUUGCAACGAGCCUAGGAUUCUACUAGCUCUGCUUCCAUGAUUUUUUUGUGAAAUCGGACUGAGUUUUCGUGCACACGGGAAUAAUUUGCUGUCAUCGCUUCUGAUUUGAUGAUAAUCAAACCUGCAAGAGGAUGACCAGUUUUAAUGGCGACUAUUAUUGGUUGGGCCAUAUGUAUGUUGCUUUCUUGUAUAUCUGACGGUCACAUUUUUCU